GACCCCUGCUGUAUGGGGGGGGACACUGAUGUAAGUGGGGGACCCUGAUGGGCACCCUGAUAUAAGGAUGGGGACCCUGUCCUGUACAGGGGCGGGACUGAAAACUCAUGGGGCCCCCGGGCAAUAGGGGAUCAUGGGGCCCCUGUGUCCUUGCCCAAACUCAAAAAAGCCUAUGAAAAAGGUACUCAUGGGGCCCCCUACUGACCCCGAGCCCUCGGGCAGUGCCCGAGUUUCCAAAUGGUCAGUUCGCCCCUGCUCCUGUAUGUAAGGGGGGGGGACUUGCUCUGGGGGGGGGUCUGGGAGGACUACUG
This is a messenger RNA of Staurois parvus, 311 nucleotides long. Lineage: Eukaryota; Metazoa; Chordata; Amphibia; Anura; Ranidae. The record is from the annotation of a GenBank genome assembly.